AUGUUUUUAGUUAGGCAGAAGGAAGUUCCAAGAACAGCCGACCACGCACCACAGAAGACCAUCUACCUCUUCUCAGUCAACCUCGCCACCAUCGCUCGCAUGCUGCUCGAUAAGUGCUACAAAGCGGGAGCCAACCUGAUCCACAGACGAAUACACGCAUCAUUGGCCAACAAACGAACAAUCGACAAGCAGAAGCGCCUGGAGAUCAUCCUCACACAAAUCGAUGCCGAUGACGCCGAGCAGAGGAGGGAACUGGAGGAGCAGAUGACGCCUGCCGAGAGAGCGAUCGUCACAAACUGCAAACAAAUGCAGGAUGUGUAA
Helobdella robusta is the source of this 321-nucleotide messenger RNA. RefSeq lists its product as hypothetical. Gene Ontology annotation, cellular component: RNA polymerase III complex. Gene Ontology annotation, molecular function: single-stranded DNA binding. The coding region runs from base 1 to 321 and encodes 106 amino acids. The record is from RefSeq and is a predicted model, not a curated record. Lineage: Eukaryota; Metazoa; Annelida; Clitellata; Rhynchobdellida; Glossiphoniidae. The transcript has 4 exons.